GUCAUCAUGCCGUCUGAGCGGGGAGGCUAGCUAAAGCUGAUCUAUUCUGUUGGUCGCUUCCGUCAGUGUAAACAUGUAGCCGCAUUGAGCGGUGUUUCAUGAUUGUUGACCCGUGUGUCAGUGAUCCGAAUAAUGAUGGCUGUGUUGCUGAAGAAAAUAUCUUCGGAACCAGAGCAGCGUCGUUCUAGCCUGAUAACAAACGUUAGCUUUAACUUGGCUAACACUGAAUAGCUAACUUGGAUAGCUAACGUUAUCGGGCCGUGUGUUGUAUGGAGGCUAACCUCGCUAAUUAGACAGCUAGCUUGUCAAACAAAAGAAGAUGGCUAAAAAUAUUAUCUGACAAGGGCACGCAAAGAAGUGGAGGGGAAAAAUGAAGAACUCUAGAAGUGUUGGUGCUACGUCCCCUGUGAAUGGGAAAAAAGGUAACGUUAACGAUUGGGACACCAGACGGAAGAGGAAAAUUUUGGACAUCACGCAGGCCCUUAGUGUGAUUCCAGUGGAUGUGGCAGCUUUGAGGAGGAUGGCUAUCAGUGAAGGAGGACUGCUGACUGAUGAGAUACGGUGUCAAGUCUGGCCUCGGCUUCUCAACGUCCCCCCUCACAUCUUCGAUCAAGAGCCAGAAAAAGUAGAGCGGGAGAAUAACAAGGACUACAACCAGGUGUUGUUGGAUGUCCAGCGCUCACUGCGGAGGUUCCCACCAGGAAUGCCAGAUGAGCAGAGGGAGGGUCUCCAGGAAGAGCUAAUUGACAUCAUCCUCGUAGUUCUGAAACGUAAUCCCCAGCUGCACUACUACCAAGGAUACCAUGACAUUGUUGUCACCUUCUUAUUGGUCCUUGGAGAGCGCCGUGCAACUGCUCUUGUGGAAAAGCUCUCAACACAUCACCUCAGGGACUUCAUGGAUCCUACCAUGGACAACACAAAACACAUUCUUAAUUAUUUGAUGCCCAUCAUUGAGAGGGUCAACCCUGAUGUGCAUGACUUCAUGCAACAGGCUGAGGUGGGUACAGUCUUUGCUCUUAGUUGGUUGAUCACCUGGUUUGGCCACGUUCUGUCAGACUUCCGCCAUGUUGUCCGGUUGUAUGACUUCUUCCUGGCCUGCCAUCCAUUGAUGCCCAUCUACUUUGCUGCUGUGAUCGUACUGUACAGAGAGGAGGAAGUGUUGGAGUGUGAAUGCGAUAUGGCCAUGGUUCAUCACCUGCUAUCUCAGAUUCCCCAGGACCUGCCAUAUGAGACACUCAUCAGCCGUGCAGGAGACCUCUUUGUCCAGUUCCCUCCAUCUGAACUGGCUAGAGAGGCUGCCUCACAUGAAAGCAUGGCAAGCUCUACCUUUAAGGACUUUGACCUUGCGUCCACUCAACAGCGACCAGACUCUGUUCUCCGACGCCGACGCAGACAGAAACAGGCUGCGCUGGAGAGCACAGCAGCAAACACUGUAGUGGCCCAACCUUCAGCAGCACGCCGCUUUGUUCGACUGGCUGUCAUGGGUCUGACGGUGGCUUUAGGGGCAGCAGCUCUCGCUGUGGUCAAUACUGCCCUGGAGUGGGCCCCCAAACUGGACUUGUUUCCUUGAAAUGCUCCUCUUUUACCCCUACGUUCUAACCUAUCUGUCCUUGACUGAAUCUAGCUGGUGGGUCUGUUUCCAAGAACCCUUUAAUUAAUUAAACCACAAACCCUGCAGUCGAUAACACUGUCACUGAGUGAACAUUGAGUGUUCUCUCUAAACGGAACGUUAACGCUCCUCUCUCGCCUCCUAGGAUGUCUUAACAUCCUAUGAAGGCCCCAGCUGAAGGUCCUUUAAAAGUAACUGAAGAGUGCACACCAGUAUAACAGCAACAACUGCUGGUGUUCUGAAAUGAAGAAUCCACCCUGUUAUAAUGGAGGGACUGUAAUUCUAAUUACUAUUACUGACGGUGUCAUUAUUAAAGUUUAUUUAUAUAUGGUAUUACGAUAAUCUGAUAUUGAUUUAUGCUCACAUAAGAGAUUUAUGCUUGGUGAACUCACUACACUUGAAACUGCUGCCAAUUAAGUGUGUGUGUGUGUGUGUGCGUGUGUGUGUGUGUGUGCGUGCAAACCUAUUUGUCAUGUAUUUGAUACCUGGACAGAGACCAAAUAGAGGAUUGUUAGAACCCUCUUUUUGUAUAAUGUACUGUGUUUAAUUUAUAGGUAUGUAAGCAGCUGUGUAAAGAUAUGAUCAUGACACACAGGCACCUUUUAAGGUCACAAUUUUAUUAUGUUUGUAGGUCUUUUUGUCACUUUAAGUUGUUUGAAUACGCCUUUUUGGUCAAGACCGUUCUGGGGCCGAGUGUCUUUAAAACAUGUCAGCAGUUGACACCCUUGACUACACAUUUGAAUUUUUAUUUGUAUCUCAACAAUCUUGAAUUUGAGGAUGAGGUCCCAGAAUGGAGUACAGGAAGUAAAUAAAUCAGCCAUAUUGAAAUAGUUUAACUAGAGCUUUCCAGUUGCAUUUUCACCUAAUUAUUUAGUUGCACAACCUAAAAAAUGUGUCUGUGUUUCAUAGCCUCAAAUGACCAGAGUAUGUUUUCUGCGUCACAUUUCCUGGAGUAGAUUAAAUCUCUCCGUGUAGUUUAUCAGCACACUCACUCACUGCCUGGUCACAGAAAAUAUCAAAGCUGGGAUAAAUAGCAAGUAAAACCAAUUGGACACUGUAGUCCAUGUGUUGGCACAGUUUGAGACCCAGAUUGCUCUAGCUGCAUUAGUUUUGUGAAAUUAUUUUCAUAGGCACUUUCCAGAAAAAAAAACACAGUGGUUGAAAUGCUAACAUAACUAACACAAAUGUCAAAUUAAUGCUAACUUACACACACAUUAGUUAGGUUGGAUUGCUUUGAGUGUAGCAUUUCCAUUUAACAGGCAGUUCAGCUCAUUUUCAUUCGGUCACAUAUUUAAAGUAGUAGGGGCUUGCUCAGGUUACAGUGAAUAACCGCAGAAUACCAUCACCUGAAUAGCCUAAACUCUUAUCAGAAAAUACAUAGCAAGUAGGUUGUCAGAGCACUUCAUUCUAAGGUAGUUAAUUUGAGUUGUCUAAUAUUUUAUGUGUUUUGCUCAUCAGAAGAAUUCGAGGUCACUUACAUUUUACGGCACAACAACCAGUCAACUAAACUUCUCACUUGAGUUGAGCGCAUUGAGUGCCACGUUGAGAGAAGUUGUUCUUGCUGUGUUAGGAACCGAAAAUUAAGGCUGAUUGGUUUCUUGCCUUUGUAGUGAACCACUGAUUCAGCUGGUGAGGGAUCUACAAAAUGAUCUGAAAAUGAAGGUGACCUGGAACGUGUCCAAGGACGCUUAGAGGUGCCUGAGUAUAGUUUUUCGGCAGUAUUGUAAUGCACCAUGUAUCUGCACUCAGUGGUUUUUAUUUCUUUUCAUUGCACUAAAUGAUUUAUCUGCCUUUUGUUUAUUUUCUUACAUUGAAUCUGUCAUACUAAUGUAAAGAUGUACAAGAGAAUGCUAAUAAACUAGAGUGAAACUGU
Micropterus salmoides (largemouth bass) is the source of this 3482-nucleotide messenger RNA. RefSeq names its product TBC1 domain family, member 20 (gene tbc1d20). Gene Ontology annotation, molecular function: GTPase activator activity. The transcript is spliced from 8 exons. Gene Ontology annotation, biological process: positive regulation of GTPase activity; endoplasmic reticulum to Golgi vesicle-mediated transport. Lineage: Eukaryota; Metazoa; Chordata; Actinopteri; Centrarchiformes; Centrarchidae. Gene Ontology annotation, cellular component: endoplasmic reticulum membrane. The coding region runs from base 371 to 1570 and encodes 399 amino acids. The record is from RefSeq and is a predicted model, not a curated record.